Messenger RNA from Caenorhabditis remanei, 399 nucleotides. RefSeq lists its product as uncharacterized. Lineage: Eukaryota; Metazoa; Nematoda; Chromadorea; Rhabditida; Rhabditidae. The record is from RefSeq and is a predicted model, not a curated record. The transcript is spliced from 3 exons. Bases 1 to 399 code for a protein of 132 amino acids.
AUGAAAUUUUUUAUCUUCUUUGCCCUCGUCAGCUUUGUCGCCCCAGGAUAUUAUGAAUGCGAUUGGGUUCCGAACAUCGGUUGUGGCGGAACGCAUCAUGUCUGCAAGUUGCGAGCAAUUGUAGGAUGGGGUGCACAUAAUCCCAAAGAAGCUGCUAUUACAGUCCAAAAUCUGCAGAAAAUACUCAAACUGUUCGGAGAACGAAUCGUCGGAAACCCCAAGUUUGGAGAAGACUGCCCAUUGAUUCAAGGAAAAAACCUGUGCUGCAAAAUUACCAUAUUAAUGACUGUUCGAAUAAAAGUGCUUUUCAUGUACUAUACAGUGUAUUAUACAGCAACAGUAGUGACAAAGUCGUUGGCGGGAGAGAGAAAGAGUCCCAAUGAGUACGUUUACCUUUAG